Molecule: messenger RNA, 618 nt
Organism: Colletotrichum aenigma
Lineage: Eukaryota; Fungi; Ascomycota; Sordariomycetes; Glomerellales; Glomerellaceae
Product: 37S ribosomal protein RSM18
Exons: 3
Coding region: 1-618 (205 amino acids)
Biological process (GO): mitochondrial translation
Cellular component (GO): mitochondrial small ribosomal subunit; ribosome
Molecular function (GO): structural constituent of ribosome; small ribosomal subunit rRNA binding
Source: RefSeq, a predicted model, not a curated record
AUGCCGCCGAGACUACCGUUGUUCCCGGCCUUCAAGGCCCCGGGCGCCUUCAUGGCCCGGAUCGCGCGACCUUUCUCCGCUACUCCUGCUGUGUCUGAGCCCAGAAGACCAAUCUCGAAUACCGACAGCCUCCUGGGCCUCGACGAUCAGAAAGCGCCUAUCGACCGAGCUAGGACUCUCAUGUCGAAGAACCCCCUGGGCGGAGCACGUAACGCUGCUAUCCGCCAGCGCACGAUGCUCGAUUCGCUCAAGAAGCAGAAGAUUAGCGACGACUACCUCAAGCAGAUGCCUCGUCGCUGGCGCAACGGCAACGUCUACGCCCCGCAUGACCUCAGCCCCACGGAGAUGGACAAGUGGAGGAGGAUCCGAAAGCCGGAGGUUGAUGUUAUCGACAUGCUGGGCAUCAACCCCAAGGACCACUACAGGAACUUCGCCAUGGUCUCUGAAUUCAUGACCCCCUUCGGACAUAUCAUGCACUCCAAGGACACGGGACUGAGGCCGGUCAACCACAGGAGGAUGACGAAGGCCAUCCGAAGAGCCAUUGGAAUGGGUAUCCACCCCAGUGUGCACCACCAUCCCGAGAUUCUGAAGAAGACGUUCAAGCAGGCAUGGAGGUAA